Trypanosoma grayi is the source of this 1986-nucleotide messenger RNA. RefSeq lists its product as hypothetical. The record is from RefSeq and is a predicted model, not a curated record. The coding region runs from base 1 to 1986 and encodes 661 amino acids. The transcript has a single exon. Lineage: Eukaryota; Euglenozoa; Kinetoplastea; Trypanosomatida; Trypanosomatidae.
AUGGCGCUGGAGGCCCGUCAGGCCGCCACGCGUGUGGUUGUCGAUGAGCUGGGAGAGCGGUACCAGGGCACGGUGCUGCCACUGAACGCGAAGUUAGAGGCGGUUCAACGGACGGUGCAAAGCGUCUGCGUGCCGAAGAUUGAGGCGCUGCUCCAGUCUGAGAACGAGCUGCGCGCGCUCAGCGAACAAUUGCAGGCGAACGCCUCAUCGAGAGUAAAAGCGGACGCCCGGCAGUUGUCGGAUAUGCGGCACGAGGUGACGACGGCAGUGGAGGCCGCGGAGGGUCGUGUCAUGCAGGAGCUGCGCGACUUGCGGCAGGAGUGCAUGACGAUAACAGGCGGGCUGCGGUCUUCCCUUGACGGCCUCGGCGCCGCCGCGAAGACGCACGAAAAGCAGUUCGCACACCACGAUGCAGUGGACGCGACGGUGGCGGCAGUUGACGACCUGACAGAAAGGCUGGGCGCGGUGGAGAGGAAAGUAGACGCCGCAUCACGCCGAGCGGCGCAGCAGGAGCAACAGGCGGGGAAAGAGAAGGAAAAGACAGCGCCCCAGUCAUCAUCGUCACCACCAGUGUCCUCACCAUUGCUGCAGCACCAGCAAUAUAUAGAGGUGCUCGCUCUGCUCGAGCGAGAGAAGCACGAGUUGGAGGAGUUGCGGCGCCGCGUGGAUACCGCAGAGCGUGGCACCGCGAACCAGCGGGCAGAGCUGCAGCAACAGUUCGAUGCCCGCCUGCAGGAGGAAAUGAGCCGGGUCAACCACCACCUCCUUCGCACGCGUGAAGAAGGCUCGUCGCAGAUGCAGACGCUCCGUGAGAUGCUCAUGGAGGAGGUAGAUGGGCGCUGCAGCGGUGCAGAAGUGACCAUGCGGGGUACGGUGCAGCGGCUGCAGCAGCAGAUAGACCGCCUGCGCAACACAACGGGGCUGAAGCAACUUGUGACUGGAAUCUGUGACGACGCGGAGCUGCUGCAGGAGGUGGUUGAAGCCCUGCGUAGCGUUUUCGCUCCUUGCGGCGAGACCGCAGAGUCCCUUUCACAUGUCAAGAAGCGCAUUCAGCAGGCGGAGCUCCGCCUCGGCGAGCUCGACGCCCAGCACGCCACGCACGCGUCCGAGUUCGCGCAACGGGCCGAUGACUACGAAUCUUCACAGCGCCGCCAUGCGGAGCGCCUGACGGUGCUGGAGCAGCAGCUGCGUCACGAGGCCGCGCAGUGCAGUGAUCGUUGCGGCGACGUGGCGGGGCGUCUUGCGUCGCUAGAGGCACAUCAGCAGGCCGCGGAGGAUCUCAGUAAGCGCUGGCGCGACGAGAGCCACAGGGACUGCAAGCGGGACGUGCAGCUGCUCGCCGCCCACGUUGAUGAGCGAGUCGGCGCGGUGCAGAGCGUCGCGGCAGGGGCGGAGCUUCAGGCUCGGUCACUGCAAUUCAGCCUGAAGGAGUUGCAGGAGGAGCAAACAGCACUGAGGCAGAAGCUUGAGAACGCAGCGGCCACCUCCCAGGCAACAGGGGCGAUGAGCAGCAGCGUGGACAAUGACGAGAAUGUCAGGCGUGACGAUGAGUGGAAGGCGCAGGUGGAGGAGCGGAUCGCGGUGGCGGAGGAGGUGGCGCAGGCGACGGCACAAUCCACCGCGGAUGCUCUCAGCGGUCUCCAUGACGGCAUAGCGCAGUGCGUGACGCUCUUUGUGCAGGAAGUGGCUGUCGCACCGCUCAGCGCGUGCGAGGUGAAGCGGCAGGCCGUUGACGCGGUGACGGGGCUCGACGGCGUGCUGCUGUUCCUGUGGGAGCAGCUGCGCGGGUUGUGCGCGACGCUGGAAACGUUACAGGACGGCGCGCUGGGGACGCUGGAUUUGGUGCAGCACCACGAGGAGCGGCUCNCUGGAAACGUUACAGGACGGCGCGCUGGGGACGCUGGAUUUGGUGCAGCACCACGAGGAGCGGCUCGCCGCGCUGCCGGCGCUGCGUUCGCUCGCGGUGCGGAGUGCGCGCCAUGUUAG